GUAUUUCUUUGGGUAGACAAACAAAUUAUAUUUGGCUGCAUAUGACGCGCACCAUGAAAAAUAGUUUCCUUGACCUUUUUCCCCUUCCCAUUUCCCCCACACUCUCACAGCAUCAAAUACAAACAAACCCAAAAUCCCUCUCAAUUUCAAUUGAAAACGUCCUCCAAGUAAAGAAAACAACUUUGCCAAUAAGGCUGUUCUGAAAAACAAAAGCUCAAUUCAAUCCUAUUCAAGCUUGGUUGUUUUGAAUGCUCUCUCUUUUUUUUUUUUUUAUAUCUGUUCAUCAUGCAUUUUAUUAAGAAGUUGAGAGAUAAAUAAGGGAAUAAAUAGGUAAAAGGUCCAAACUUUGAGUGACUUUUGAUUGACUAGUGUUUCCUAGAGGCCAAACACCCAUUUGAGUUUGAGGCGGUUUAGAGGCCUUUUCUUAUGAUGAGGCACAAAACAAAACGAAAUUGGGAGAUGGGGUAUAUUUCUCAAUCGAAAAGGAGAAGGCUUCAGCGAUGACAAAGAAGCUGAGCGCACCUCCAAUGGAGCUAGAUCUCGACUCGUUCAUACACCUCACAAGUGAUGACGACGACGACGACGCUCUCAAUAGGGUUCCUCAUCGGACCGUUGAUGAAAUUCUCAACGAUUCUGAUUCUUCCUCAUCAUCGUUGUCACCUUCCGAUCACUCCUACCUUGCAAAGCAUUCUUCCCUUUUUGAGGAUGCCAAUGAUUCUCGCGACGACGUCGUUUCUGUUUCUACCCCUAAAACUCUUUCCGAUGAACGCCCCAAAUCUGCUGAAUCACUGAAAUUCAACGAGAUUGAGGACCGACUGGUUCAGUUCAAGGCCAAUUCUUUAAGUCGGGUGAGAACCGGCGAUCUUUCGGGGGAUUCGUUUUCGUUGGGCCGGAGAGUUUCCCGGCCGUUGCCGCCGCUGUUUGGCAGUGUUAGAUCGAAUGCGAAGCCGGGGGCGGCGCUCGCGGCUGCUGCGGCCGCUUCGCGGCCUGUUCCGACUCCUCAUGCCGCGGCGAUCAAGUCGAGGAGAGCAGGUAGUGGUGCUCUGCAGAGGGUUUUAGAUACUGAGGAAUUGGGUGGCUCGGGUUUGGAUAAAUUAGGGUCUUCCAGUGAUGUUUUGAAUGGGGCGGGUUCCGAAAUUGCUUCAUCGGAUUGGAAAUCAGGCGAAGAGGAUGAUAAAUUUGAAGAUUUUCAGUCAGCUACAAUUGAAUGGACUGUGAAAGCAGAUGUUGAUGAUAAAGUAUCGGUUAAAGAUGAGAUUGUGGAAAGUUCACAUAGGGAUGGUGAAGUUUUCGACUUGGAAAAGGUACCAACAGAGGUGGUGCAUACAUUAGAAGAAGAUGAAUCAAGGGUUAAUGAUUCUGAUGAAAUUUUGUUGAAUUCCAGUGCCGAAACAGGGCUUGCAGCUUCUCUUAGCAUUGAGGAGGAGAGUUUUGAUUUGAAUGAGGGUUCUGCAAUUUCAGGUUCGUAUGAUGUUAAAGAUCAGAAUAUUGCAUCUGAUAAUGUGGAAGAGACUGCUUCCAAUUCCACAUUUUUGGAUGCUGCAAAUUCUGCUGAUAAGGAUGAAAAGGUCAGGGAGGAUUUGACAAUUUCAACAUUGAAAACACAGGAUCUAGAGCCAGUUGAGCCACCAUCUACCGAUGGUGAAGUGAAUAUUGCUGGUGAUGAUUGGAGUCCAAAAAGUGAUGUUACCGAGCUUGUGGAAGAGAGAUUGGGUCAGUUAGAGAGCAAGAUGGGUAGUAAAAGGACAGAGAAGAAACCUCGCUUGAAGCCACUUGAAUUGGCCGAAGAACUAGAGAAAAGUCAGGCUUCAACUGGUUUGCACUGGGAAGAGGGUGCUGCUGCCCAACCAAUGAGGCUUGAAGGUGUUCGGAGGGGUUCAACAACAUUGGGAUACUUUGAGAUUGACAACAACAACACUAUUACACGGACUAUAUCAUCUCCAGCAUUCAAGCGUGAUCAUGGUUCGCCACAAGUCCUGGCAGUUCAUCUUAACUUCAUUGCAGUGGGAAUGUCAAGAGGGGUUGUUAUGGUUGUGCCCAGUAAAUACUCUGCUUAUAAUGCUGACAACAUGGAUGCAAAGAUCUUGAUGCUUGGUUUGCAAGGGGAGCGGUCUCAUGCACCAGUAACCUCCAUGUGCUUCAAUCAUCAAGGGGACCUUCUCUUAGCGGGAUAUGGUGAUGGUCAUAUUACCGUUUGGGAUGUGCAGAGGGCAACAGCUGCAAAAGUAAUUACUGGAGAACAUUCAGCACCUAUAAUACAUACAUUGUUUCUGGGGCAGGAUUCUCAAGUUACUCGUCAAUUUAAAGCAGUUACUGGUGAUAGUAAAGGUCUGGUCCUGUUGCAUGCUUUCUCAGUGGUUCCCCUGCUUAAUAGGUUCUCCAUCAAAACACAGUGCCUUCUUGAUGGACAAAGAACGGGCACAGUACUAUCUGCUUCACCACUUCUUCUUGACGAAUCUAGUGGAAGUUCUCUGAUGUCCUCCCAGGGAAAUGCUACAGGGUCAACCAGCAGUAUUGGUAGCAUGAUGGGGGGUGUAGUUGGGGGAGAUGCUGGUUGGAAACUCUUCAGUGAAGGCUCUUCUUUGGUUGAAGAAGGUGUGGUCAUAUUUGUCACCCAUCAAACUGCUCUGGUGGUAAGGCUCAGUCCCUCAUUGGAAGUCUAUGCUCAGCUUAAUAAGCCUGAUGGGGUUCGAGAGGGUUCCAUGCCUUACACUGCCUGGAAAUGCAUGACAAUCCACUCACGAGGCUUGUCUACUGAAAAUACACCUGUGGAAGCAUCUGAAAGAGUUUCGUUGCUUGCAAUUGCAUGGGAUAGGAAAGUUCAGGUUGCAAAGUUGGUCAAAUCAGAGUUGAAAAUAUAUGGGAAAUGGACUCUUGAGAGUACAGCAAUAGGUGUGGCUUGGUUGGAUGAUGAGAUCUUGGUGGUUCUUACAUCAACAGGACAACUUUGUUUGUUUGCAAAGGAUGGCACUGUGAUUCAUCAAACAAGUUUUGCAGUAGAUGGAUCUGGAGGAGAUGAUCCUGUUGCAUACCAUACUUAUUUUACCAAUAUCUUUGGGAACCCUGAGAAAGCUUAUCAGAAUAGUAUAGCUGUAAGAGGAGCUAGCAUAUAUAUACUUGGACCUGUGCAUCUUGUUGUUUCUCGCCUUCUCACAUGGAAGGAACGCAUUCAGGUUCUGCGGAAAGCAGGUGACUGGAUGGGUGCCUUGAACAUGGCAAUGACACUUUAUGAUGGAAAUUCUCAUGGUGUUAUUGACCUUCCUAGAAGCCUGGAAGCUGUGCAGGAGGCCAUAAUGCCCUACCUAGUAGAGUUGCUUUUGUCAUAUGUGGAUGAAGUAUUUUCUUACAUUUCUGUCGCAUUUUGCAACCAAAUUGGAAAGAUGGAACAUUUGGAUGACCCAAAGAAUAGAGGCAGUUCUGUGCACUGUGAGAUAAAAGAACAAUUCACUCGUGUUGGUGGUGUUGCAGUUGAGUUUUGUGUUCAUAUCAAAAGGACUGACAUCCUGUUUGACGAAAUUUUCUCAAAAUUUGUGGGUGUUCAACAUAGAGACACAUUUUUGGAGCUUUUGGAACCAUAUAUAUUGAAGGACAUGCUUGGAUCUCUUCCUCCUGAGAUUAUGCAAGCACUGGUGGAGCAUUAUAGCAGCAAAGGGUGGUUACAACGAGUUGAACAAUGUGUUCUUCACAUGGACAUUUCUUCAUUGGAUUUCAAUCAGGUUGUCAGGUUAUGCCGGGAACAUGGAUUGUAUGGUGCCCUGAUAUAUCUUUUUAAUAGAGGUUUAGAUGAUUUCAAAGCACCAUUAGAGGAGCUUUUGGUCGUUUUGCUAAAUAGACCAAGAGAAAGUGCUUCUUCCCUUGGGUACAGGAUGCUUGUUUAUCUGAAAUAUUGCUUCUCCGGUCUUGCUUUCCCUCCAGGGCAUGGAACUCUUCCCCCUACACGCUUGCCAUCUCUUAGAACAGAACUUGUUCAGUUUCUACUGGAGGAUUUGAAUGCCCUUAAUUCACAAGCAGUUUCAAGUCUGUCAUCCACCAGAGCUCUCCCCAACCUGUAUCAUCUCUUAGAGUUAGAUACUGAAGCUACUUUAGAUGUUUUGAGAUAUGCUUUUGUAGAAGAUGAAAUUACAAAACCUGAUGUUUCUUUGCAUGAUUCAACUGAUGCAAAUAUGGAGGCUGGGAAAGAAAUUGAUUUGAUGGGUGAAAUCCAGAAUUUAUUGGUUCAAAAUACAGUAAAUGCUCUUAUUCAUAUUCUUGAUAUCUCCCAAAAAAAUAGGUCUUCUGGCAGCAGUGAUAUUGGGUCAUUAGAGUUAUGGCCUUCAAAGAAAGACAUGGGUCAUCUAUUUGAGUUUGUUGCAUACUAUGUUGCAUGUAAAAGAGCUAAUGUCUCAAAAACUGUACUGAGUCAGAUUUUGGAGUACCUGACUUCGGAAAAUAAACUUCCACAAAGUUCCUCCAAAGAAAGUGUUGGUACUUUGAAAAGAAGAGAGAAACAGGUGCUUGCACUUUUGGAAGUAGUGCCUGAAAAAGAUUGGGAUGCAUCUUACGUGCUACAUCUAUGUGAGAAAGCAGAGUUCUACCAGGUUUGCGGUUUAAUUCAUUCUAUCAGGCAUCAGUAUCUUACUGCUUUAGAUAGCUAUAUGAAAGAUGUGGAUGAGCCUGUUCAUGCUUUCUCCUUUAUCAACCAUACAUUGUCACAGCUUAGUGACACUGAAUCUGCUGCUUUUCGGUCAGCAGUCAUUUCUCGAAUUCCAGAGCUGGUAAACUUAAGCAGAGAGGGCACAUUCUUUUUGAUCAUCGAUCAUUUUAAUAAAGAGAGUCCACAUAUCCUCUCUGAACUUCGUUCUCAUCCAAAAAGCCUAUUCCUUUAUUUGAAGACGGUCAUUGAGGUUCACUUAUCUGGCACCCUCAACUUUUCUUGUUUACAAAACGACGAUACAAUGGAUGCUUCUUGUGGACGUAGGGUGAAGAAUCAGUUAUAUGGACUUGAGGCCUACUUGGAAAGGAUAUUGGAUUUCCCAAAGCUACUACUUAAUAAUCCAGUUCAUGUAACUGAUGAAAUGAUAGAACUUUAUCUUGAGCUAUUAUGUCAGUAUGAGCACACCUCGGUUCUCAAAUUCUUGGAAACUUUUGAAAGCUAUAGAGUAGAACACUGUUUACGCUUGUGCCAAGAGUAUGGAAUCAUUGAUGCAGCUGCCUUCUUGUUAGAGAGGGUUGGUGAUGUUGGAAGUGCUCUUUUACUUACUCUUUCUGGCCUCAAUGAUAAGUUCAAUGUGCUCGAGACUGCUGUGGGAAGUAUACUUUCUGAGAAGGCUUCUUCUGUGGAUCAUUUGAACACUGUUUUAAAGAUGAAGGAGGUGAGUGACAUAUAUGAUAUAUUACAUACCUGCAUUGGACUAUGCCAGCGGAACACCCCUCGUUUGGUUCCUGAGGAGUCAGAAUCCCUCUGGUUCCAGUUGCUUGACUCGUUCUGUGAACCUUUGAUGGAUUCAUAUGAUGACAAAAUAGUUUCAGAAGUAGAAAAACCUGUUGGAAUACUAGCUGAAUCCUUGGAAACACAAGCAGGUGAUGAGGCAUGCCUGAAUAAGUGGAGUAUCCCAAAAUCCCAUCAAGGUGCUCAUCUUCUGAGGAGAUUGUUUUCUCAAUUUAUCAAAGAGAUUGUUGAGGGAAUGGUAGGAUUUGUUCGCCUUCCAGUAAUCAUGUCGAAACUCCUCUCUGACAAUGGGAACCAGGAGUUUGGUGAUUUUAAAGUGACCAUAUUGGGAAUGCUGGGAACUUAUGGCUUUGAAAGAAGAAUUCUGGACACCGCCAAAUCCCUGAUAGAGGAUGAUACAUUCUACACCAUGAGCUUGCUCAAGAAGGGAGCUUCUCAUGGAUAUGCACCCAGGAGCCUAAUAUGUUGUAUAUGUAAUUGCCUUUUCACUAAGAAUUCUUCUAGCUCUAGCAUUCGAGUUUUCAAUUGUGGUCAUGCUACUCAUCUUCAAUGCGAACUUCUGGAAAAUGAGGCAUCAAACAGAAGUUCUUCAGUUGGAUGCCCUGUUUGUCUGCCUAAGAAGAAGACUCAGAGAUCUAGAAGCAAAUCAGUUCUCAUGGAGAAUGGAUUGGUGAGCAAGGUUCCAUCAAGAAAGCCCCAACAAGCUCAGGGGACUAUUGUUCUUCACCCACAUGAAAAUGAUGUGUUAGAGAAUCCUUAUGGACUUCAGCAAAUCCCACGGUUUGAGAUCUUGAAUAAUCUUCAGAAAGAUAAGAGAGCAAUCCAAAUUGAAAACCUGCCCCAGUUGAGGCUUGCACCACCAGCUGUUUAUCAUGAAAAGGUGGCAAAAGGAAUUGACUUUUUAACCGGAGAAAGUAGUAGCGCCCUUGCAAAAAUAGAAAAACCAAGUAAAACCAGGCAACUCAGGGAGCUGAAAGUGAAGGGAUCAUCAAUCCGUUUCCCUUUAAAGUCAAGUAUAUUUGGCAAGGAGAAAACCAGCAAGCGGUGACAAAGGAUGACAGAAGAGCAUCAUGUAUAGACUAACAAUACUGAAGAACUCCAUCCAAAGCUAAAAUAAUCAAACCACAUGAACUGCCUUUUUGACCCCUUCGAUCUUUUCAAUUGCUUGAAAGUAGGCAUUUUAAUCUUUUUUGGUAUCUGUUUUGUGUUCAUAUCAAACAACUGUUGUAACUGUUUUAAAAUUGUAACGAAUUUAUACACGAUAUUAGAAAAAUGAGGCCUUAUUAUGUAAUGAAAUGAGAAGAGAAUUACACCAAUGAUCAAAGGAAUACUUUUCUUGGUGACAA
Molecule: messenger RNA, 6774 nt
Organism: Vitis riparia (riverbank grape)
Lineage: Eukaryota; Viridiplantae; Streptophyta; Magnoliopsida; Vitales; Vitaceae
Product: vacuolar protein sorting-associated protein 8 homolog
Exons: 19
Coding region: 501-6476 (1991 amino acids)
Biological process (GO): protein targeting to vacuole; endosomal vesicle fusion
Cellular component (GO): HOPS complex; late endosome
Molecular function (GO): protein binding
Source: RefSeq, a predicted model, not a curated record